AUGUUACAUAUUUUAUCUUUUACAUAUUAUAUUUUUUACAUUUUUCUCUUAUUAAAAUAUACUAAUGGUAAAGCAUUAAAGAAGGAUUUGUAUUUUGAUAAAACAAUUCCUGAUCACGAAACAAUUUUAAAUGAUAGUGAUUUUAUAAAUGCUAGAGUACUUAGAGAUUCAAUUGAAUCUGGUGAUAAUAUAGACGAGGUAAUUGAUGAUUCAGCUAUGUAUAAUAAGAAUAGAUUUGAAGGAGAUAUUAUUAAUAAUGGAUUGACAGCACGUAGUAUCAAAAGUUUUAUGGGAGAACAAAAUUUUAAUAAAACUUUUGGUGUAAUGAGAAAUGCUGUUCGUCAAACAUAUUUAAAAUGGUCAGAUGGUAGAAUUCCUUACACUAUAUCAUCACAAUAUUCAUCAUUUAGUCGUUCAAAAAUUGCUGAAGCUAUUGAAGAAUAUAGAAAAUUAACAUGUAUUGACUUUGCACCUAAAUCAGCUGCAGAUGUUGAUUAUAUUCAUAUUGUUCCUGAUGAUGGAUGUUAUUCAUUAGUAGGAAGAGUUGGUGGUAAACAACCUGUAUCAUUAGGUGAUGGUUGUAUACAAAAAGGUAUAAUUAUUCAUGAAUUAAUGCAUUCUGUUGGAUUUUUUCAUGAACAAUCAAGAUCAGAUAGAGAUGAAUAUAUUAAUAUUAAAUGGGAAAAUGUUGAGGCUGGUUUACAAGAUCAAUUUGAAAAAUAUGAUUUAAAAAUGAUUGAUCAUUUGGAUACAAAAUAUGAUUAUGGUUCUGUUAUGCAUUAUGCAUCAACAGCAUUUAGUAAAAAUGGUAAAAUAACUAUUGAACCGCGUAAAAAAGGUGUAGAAAUUGGUCAACGUGUAGGUUUCUCACCUUUAGAUUUAUAUAAAAUUAACAAGCUAUAUAAUUGUCCUCAACUAGUGAAACCACCAACUGACGAAAUAAGUGAAGAGGUUAUUGAAACAACCACUACAAAAUUAAAGAAAACAUCAAAAAAACCUAUUAAGCAAGAAGUGGAAGUUGAUAGUAAUGAAGAAGAAGAAAUAGAUAAUAGUGUAAUAGAAGAAGAUAAAGAAAAUAUUGAGAAUGGCGAUGAGUAUAAUAAAAGAUUUUCAUCAAAAAAAGGAUCUAUAUCUGGUGGUGAUAGUGAAGUUAAUAUUGGUAGUAGUAUAGUAGAUAUAGAGUCAGGUGAAGAUGAUAAUCGUCAUAAUGAAUCAAAUGAAAGAAUGUUAAAAUUAUCAAAAUUAAAAAUAAAAUUUUGUAAAGAUAAGAGAAGGGAUUGUAAAUUUUUAGCUGAAAAUAAUCAUUGUCAAAUAAAGAUAAGUAAAAAAUUUAUGAAGGAUAAUUGCCCAAAAAGUUGUGGGUUAUGUAAAAAAAUUAAAGAACCAAUAGAUUAUGAAGAAGAUAAUAAUUGUAAAGAUUCUAGAUCCUGGUGUGGAAAAUGGGCUGACUCUGGUAUGUGUCAACAAGCAAUGUUUAGAGAGUAUAUGAAAGAAAAAUGUCCCAAGAGUUGUGAUUUUUGCUAA
This is a messenger RNA of Strongyloides ratti, 1524 nucleotides long. Its product is annotated as Astacin-like metalloendopeptidase. Bases 1 to 1524 code for a protein of 507 amino acids. Gene Ontology annotation, biological process: proteolysis. The record is from RefSeq and is a predicted model, not a curated record. Gene Ontology annotation, molecular function: zinc ion binding; metalloendopeptidase activity. The transcript is spliced from 4 exons. NCBI's taxonomy places the organism in Eukaryota, Metazoa, Nematoda, Chromadorea, Rhabditida, Strongyloididae.